Babjeviella inositovora NRRL Y-12698 is the source of this 199-nucleotide messenger RNA. RefSeq lists its product as uncharacterized. The annotation marks the transcript as partial. The transcript has a single exon. NCBI's taxonomy places the organism in Eukaryota, Fungi, Ascomycota, Pichiomycetes, Serinales. The record is from RefSeq and is a predicted model, not a curated record.
AUGUCUGACGCUGAUUUCAAUUCAAAGGAUGUCGAAGAACACCUUCCACACGAACAGACCGUUGAUGUCACCCGUGUCGAGGCCCCAGUGACGUUCAAGGCUUACAUGAUGUGCGCCUUUGCUGCCUUUGGUGGUAUCUUUUUCGGUUACGAUUCCGGUUACAUUUCCGGUGUCAUGGGUAUGAACUACUUCAUUAGCC